AUGUUCUCCCUGCUUCGGGGUCAUCAACUCAACCUGAAAAGCCCGGUGAGGGGUCCUCCUUUCCACGCCCGCAGAAGUUACAGCUCAAGGCCGGCGAGCGACAGAGAUGCGCUGCCAGGGGCGGGGACGGAAACGAGGUCUACGGAAGAGGAAGAGGCGGGGCUCGCUCCUAGAGCGUGGCGGCUUCGCCUUCUACGUCACUUCCGUAAACAAGGCGGGCUCCCCCGGCGCGGGGAGCGGGAUGUGAGCCCGGUUCUAGCUGCGGCUGCAGCUGCGGCGACCAUCUCGGAGAUCCCUGAGUCUGGGCAGACGGGGGACUCCGAGCCCCUUAUCCCUCAGGUUGCAACAAGAAGCUGGUCUUGGUGCAACAAGGAGCUUAAAGCAAUGGAAGAGCGGAAAAUGAAGAGGAGGAGUCCAAAGUCUUUCAAUGCCCACUCUACUCAGGUGGUUAAUGCCAAAAAAAGUGCCCUUCCAGUUAGCAAAAGCACGGGGUUUUCAAACCCAGCAACACAGUCAACAUCACAGCGACCAAAGUUAAAAAGAGUGACGAAGGAAAAGAGCAAACCCCAGGCUGGAGAAGGAAAGGGUGUCCCGUCAGCUCCGAUUCAGCACUCCUUCCUCACCGACGUCUCCGAUGUGCAAGAGAUGGAGAGAGGCCUCCUCAGUCUUUUGAAUGAUUUUCAUUCUGGAAAACUUCAAGCAUUUGGAAAUGAAUGUUCCAUUGAACAGAUGGAACAUGUUCGGGGAAUGCAAGAGAAAUUAGCUCGCUUGAAUCUGGAGCUCUAUGGGGAGUUGGAGGAACUUCCUGAGGAAAAGAGAAAAGCAGCCAGUGACGCCAAUCUGGACAGGCUUCUGUCCGAUUUAGAAGAAUUGAAUUCUUCCAUACAGAAACUCCACUUGGCAGAUGCACAAGAUGUUCCCAAUGCUUCUGCCCGCUAAAAAGAAACAUCGCCUGCUUUCUUGUGAUUUGAAGAAAGGAAUGUUCUUUACUUUUCCAGUGGGUGCCAGUAGCAGAUGGCCCUUCUACCACAAGAAAUUAAAGGGAAGUGCAAAUGCGCUGAGUGUUUUCACCUUCUGCUUGUAGUACGCUUGACUUGCUGUAACUCACUAUAACUGGAGGCCGAGGCCUGGGGGA
This is a messenger RNA of Echinops telfairi (small Madagascar hedgehog), 1135 nucleotides long. RefSeq names its product coiled-coil domain containing 28A (gene CCDC28A). The record is from RefSeq and is a predicted model, not a curated record. Lineage: Eukaryota; Metazoa; Chordata; Mammalia; Afrosoricida; Tenrecidae.